AUGCAGAUGGCAUGUGAGUUUCUCCUGUGUCAUUUGCAUGUAGGGUCAUUGGAAACCAUGGUCACUUGUAAAGAGGUCCGGCACGCUCUGCAAAAUCUAUCCCAAGAGGUGAAUAGUGCCUACGAUCAAAUAAUGAUCCGGAUCAACAAACUAGACAAGAAACGCCGGGAACUUGCUUUGACGGCUAUCAUGUGUAUCACUUAUGCUUUCGAACCACUGAGCGAUAGGGGGCUUCAAGAGGCUGUGACGCUUUCCCGCGGCGGUACAGGGAUCAGUAGUGACGAACUUGUGGGUGUAGCCACCAUAUUGGGGGCCUGUUCUGGAUUACUUCAGCAACUAUAA
Messenger RNA from Serpula lacrymans var. lacrymans S7.9, 342 nucleotides. RefSeq lists its product as uncharacterized. The record is from RefSeq and is a predicted model, not a curated record. Bases 1 to 342 code for a protein of 113 amino acids. The transcript is spliced from 3 exons. NCBI's taxonomy places the organism in Eukaryota, Fungi, Basidiomycota, Agaricomycetes, Boletales, Serpulaceae.